GUGGUGAUUGGUUGCUUCAGUAUAAUGUGAGGUGUGGAAGAGAACUAUAAAUGAUACUGACCAGGAGUCCCUCCAUCACGACUAAGCAGGAGCUUCUUCAGAAAGAUUCAGAGAACUCCUACAGGUUUAGUCCGACGUCAGAAUGAUGACCCCUGCUUUCCUCUCUGUGGCUCUGCUGCUGCUGGUGCUGCUUCCUGGGGCCCCAGCUAGAAAGGACUCACCUGAAAGUGAUUCAGCUGAAAGCAAUUCAGAUGGAAUUGUUUCAGCUGAAAUCAAUUCAGAUGGAAUUGUUUCAGCUGAAAGCAACUCAGAUGAAAGUGUUUCAGCUGAAAUCAAUUCAGAUGGAAUUGUUUCAGCUGAAAGCAAUUCAGAUGAAAGUGUUUCAGCUGAAAGCAAUUCAGAUGAAAGUAUUUCAGCUGAAAGCAAUUCAACUGAAAGUAUUUCAGCUGAAGUUGCACCAACUCCAAAUUGUGUAACUCCCUUCAGGAUCCUGGUGUCAAACUCUGUAACCAACGCUCCCAACAAGACCUACAGCACGUGUGUGGUUUACAGAGGAAUCUUACUGGGAGGAAUGAGGAGACUGCAGGAAACAAACAAAGGGUUUAGGUUCACCUACACCGAGGAUCCCAACUACGGCCCAUAUCUGCAGAGUGUGAAUGGUUUGAAAGGCAGUACAAAGGAACGCACUUACUGGGAGCUGCUGGUCAAAAAAGCCAACGAAACCAUCAGACUUAAUGUUGGUAUUGGAGCUUUCAUUCCGAGUGAAAAUGACCAAAUCAUCCUGAAUUUUAAGGAGUACUAAAGGAUCCGACGCCACUGGAAAUCAUCAUAAGAUCAAAGCCAGAUUCAACUGUAUUAUUAUGUAUUUCAUACAUUCAGAUAUAAAUAACAGCUUGAUACAUAACCCCUAAUGUAAACAAAAGAGGGGUUCGCAUUACGAUGUCUUGACUUUUUGAUGGUCUCAUGGGAAUCCACCUUCACUUUAAAUGUUCUGCUUGUAAUCAAAUAUUUCUUCUUUCCUAUUACUCAGGCAGUGGGAUUACAUAACACUAUACUCACUUGAACAUGCUUUGUGUGAAUCUUUCUGUACCAGGAAACAAACAAUAAAAUAUCCCUUACAGCAUUCAAA
Messenger RNA from Trematomus bernacchii (emerald rockcod), 1129 nucleotides. Its product is annotated as transcobalamin-1-like. Gene Ontology annotation, biological process: cobalamin transport. The transcript is spliced from 5 exons. Lineage: Eukaryota; Metazoa; Chordata; Actinopteri; Perciformes; Nototheniidae. The record is from RefSeq and is a predicted model, not a curated record. Bases 143 to 802 code for a protein of 219 amino acids. Gene Ontology annotation, molecular function: cobalamin binding.